This is a messenger RNA of Dendronephthya gigantea, 2372 nucleotides long. Its product is annotated as adhesion G-protein coupled receptor G6-like. Lineage: Eukaryota; Metazoa; Cnidaria; Anthozoa; Malacalcyonacea; Nephtheidae. Gene Ontology annotation, molecular function: G protein-coupled receptor activity. The record is from RefSeq and is a predicted model, not a curated record. The transcript has 8 exons. Gene Ontology annotation, cellular component: membrane. Bases 1 to 2277 code for a protein of 758 amino acids. Gene Ontology annotation, biological process: G protein-coupled receptor signaling pathway; cell surface receptor signaling pathway.
AUGAUACUCAUUGUUUUUUCUAAAGAUUAUUGUCCGAGUGAAGAAGUUGGUUCACUGGAAGCAUAUGGAAUUUUCCAGUGGCCAGAAACAGCAAUCGGAAUUCGUGCCACAAUUGCUUGCCCUUAUAACAAUGACUCUAUCGCGAGCCGUGAUUGCCUUUCUACAAACCAAACAGAAAGUGGGGGUGUUUGGGGGCCGUCUUUAGUUACGGAUUGCAAGUAUAUGGAGCAGCGAAGUGGAAAUCUUUUCCUAUUAUCUCAGAGAGAAGUUAAUAGUAGCAACGUUGUGAACAUCACUAAAGAGGUUAAAGAAUGGUCUUCUACUAAUCAAAACAACACUCUUAACCCUGGUGAUAUUGACUAUAUCGCUACAAUAUUAAACAGCAUUGCGCUGGUGAAAGAAAAAGCAAACGAGGUUCUCGACGACUUCCUCACAAUCAUAGACAAUGUGCUGGAUGCCCAACUUAAAAAUAUCGUAGAAAGUCAACAGAAUCGAAACUCUUCAUCGAGGAUUGUUGAAACUUUAAAUACGUUUGCAGAAUCAUUGGUUAUUGGCCCGGAAAGCGAACUUCAGGCGGUGAAAAAAAACUUUGAUAUUAGCUUACAAACAGUGAAGCCACAGAACUUUAGCGGACUUAAUUUUUCUGGCAUUAUCAGCAAAACAAAUCAAUCACAAACAAGAAAUAACACUUCAAAAAUACAGAGUAAUGAAGUAACACAAGUCUUGUCGCCUUCACUUAUAAUUCCGCGAACAAUAUUCAACGAAUCAACUGAAAAAAACAGAUCCGCAAACCAGACCGUCAUUUUUGUGCUCUAUAGAGAAACAAAAUUCUUUAUAUUAUCAUUGGCGGACACUACUAGGAGAUCAAGUCGCUUGAAUAGUCUUGUAAUUUCCGGAAGUAUUGAAGGGUUGUCAGUUUCAAAUUUAAGUGUUCCAGUAAACAUUGCACUACCAAGUAUUGAAAGAGGCGAAACAAAAAGCAUUCUGUGCUCUUACUGGGACUUCAGCAUAGGAAAUUGGUCGCAAGAUGGUUGCAAGUUUGAACGCGUUCUUGAAGAUGGAAGGGUGCUUUGUAGUUGCGACCAUUUUACCAACUUUGCAAUGUUGAUGGACAUAGCUCCAGGAGAGAAGACUGCACAUGACAAAAUACUUGGUGUAAUAAGUUACAUCGGCUGUGCGCUCUCAUUGGCUGGGCUCAUCUUGACAAUAUUUACGAUACUAAUUUUGAGGGAUCUUCGAACACAAAUUCCAAGCCAGAUUUUGCUGAACUUUUGUAUUGCGUUGUCGGUGACGUUAAUUGUGUUCAUCGCUGCCGUUGAGAAGACCAGGACAUCAUCACUGGCCGGCUGUCGGGCAGCGGCGAUCGCCCUUCAUUACUUCUUGUUAGCAGCAUUAUUUUGGAUGGCAGUAGAAGCGUAUAAUAUGUACUGGGCAUUUGUUAAAGUCUUUUCUGCUCCGUCCCGAGCUAAACUUUUAAUCAAAUGCUGUGUGUUUGCAUGGGGUACUCCUGCCGUAGUCGUGGGUAUAACAAUGGUAGUUGCACUGGAUAAAUAUGGCGACGGAACCUAUUGUCGGUUGCAAGGCGUACCUUUCAUUGUGGCAUUUCUAACUCCAACUGUUCUUAUCAUCGUUGGUAAUAUCGUGGCUUUUUGCUUCAUCAUUCGAUCAUUGCUAACUUCUGGUGCCAAGGUUACCUCUGACAAGAAAACAACGGGCUAUCAGCAAGCUCGGCAGGGGAUUGCGAUUAUGGUGCUGCUUGGUUUGACAUGGCUUUUUGGCAUUCUCGCGAUUGGCGAUGCCAAACUGGUGUUUCAAUACCUUUUCUGCAUUUUCAAUUCUCUUCAAGGGAUGCUUGUGUUUAUAUUUUUCGUUGUUUUACCUACUGGAACAAGACGAAAACUACAAAAACUAAGGAAAAGAAUGACUUAUAGUAAUAAUAGAAAUUGCGGUAAUGAUAAUCGAAGUGAUUUUCAGCUUAAAAAUUUGGCGGACGACAGCUCCCAGUUGAACAAAAAUGUUUAUUCCAACACUGGCGAUAUUCCAACACUGACCUCCGGUGCGGCUGAAUCAAAAUAUCAAAAUCCAACUUUUGACCAUCAAGCGUUUGAAAACCAUGUAAAGAAUGUCAGUGAUGAAGAAGAAGACAUGGAUCGUGUUUACGAGAUACUAGAUCAAAAAUUUGAUAACGAGUUAUGGUCAAACCCAAACGUGACUCGCUACAGUGUGAGAAAGAAUGGAACCACUUAUGUGACAACAAUUGAACUCAAUAUAAAAUAGAUUCCUUGCUCAGUUUAUGUAUACAUACAUAUAUAGAUAUAUAGAUAGAUAGAUAGAUAGAUACCUGAAAUUUCAUUAGAAUUGCAUAUGUUGUG